Molecule: messenger RNA, 2767 nt
Organism: Branchiostoma floridae (Florida lancelet)
Lineage: Eukaryota; Metazoa; Chordata; Leptocardii; Amphioxiformes; Branchiostomatidae
Product: cyclin-A2-like
Exons: 9
Coding region: 259-1581 (440 amino acids)
Biological process (GO): mitotic cell cycle phase transition; regulation of cyclin-dependent protein serine/threonine kinase activity
Cellular component (GO): cyclin A2-CDK2 complex; nucleus; cytoplasm
Molecular function (GO): cyclin-dependent protein serine/threonine kinase regulator activity
Source: RefSeq, a predicted model, not a curated record
AACAGGAGGUCGGUUAGCAGAAGCGGCAUCAGAAGACGCUACCAUCUCGACUUCAAACGCUUCUCGCUCGUUGUUCUCAGUUAUUCCAGUGCAUUUCAGUUCAUUUUUGUCUCCGAGGUAGAUGUGAGUUUUUCUCGUGGUUACAGAAUUAUUUGUUCGGCAAAUUUGUUCUUUCGUGCCGAGAUUUGGAGGGAACGCCAGCCGUUGGUCCACAGCUACACUCCAGUUUUCAUUCGAAACUUGCAAGCUACUCUCACCAUGUCACAGGCACUCGGUAGCUUUUCAACCACGCUAGGAGAGGAAAACAGACAAGCCAACGCCAGGAGAUUGAAGAGGGAGGACAACCAGAGCCGGCCCAUCGCUCCCCAGGCCACGAAACGUGUGGCUCUCGGAGUUCUCAACCAAAAUGCCAGCAAGCAACGAGUCCAACCGCACCGCGCUGCAAAACAGAGCUGCGGCCCUCUAUCGACUUCUGGGUGCGGCCAGAUCGGGAGCGUCGGUUGCGGCCAGGCGGGAAAGCCCACCUCUGGGUUCUUUGUGCCGCCCGGCGCUUCUACUCAGUUCUCCAUCCAUGUCGACCAACAUGCAGAUAGGGAAAGAUCCAAAGAACCUCAGGUUUCCUCCACAGUCACAACACUUGGCACUGAAAGGAACAGACAAGCCAUCAACAUCUAUGGCCGUACGGAAGAAAUUAUCGAUAGCAGCACAGAUUCUCCUAUGGUGCUAGACACCUCAUUGGACUCCUCCGAUGACAACCAGUCAGUGAUAGAGGACAUCGAUGCCCGUGGAGACAGUGUGUUGGAGGUUGCUGAAUAUGCAACAGAAAUCUUUCAGUAUCUCCGGGAAGCUGAGCUAAGGCAUAGACCCAAGCCAGGCUACAUGAAGAAGCAGCCUGACAUCACCAACUCCAUGCGGUGUAUCCUGGUGGACUGGUUGGUCGAGGUCGCAGAGGAGUACAAGCUGCACAACGAGACAUUGUACCUGGCCGUGUCGUACAUCGACCGCUUCCUGUCUUCCAUGUCCGUCCUGCGCAGCAAGCUGCAACUGGUCGGGACGGCAGCCAUGUUCCUGGCAUCGAAGUAUGAAGAGAUCUACCCUCCAGAUGUUGGGGAGUUUGUGUACAUCACAGAUGACACCUACACAAAAAAGCAGGUUCUGAGGAUGGAGCACCUGAUUCUGAAGGUCCUGUCAUUUGAUGUUGCUGUGCCAACCAUCAACUGUUUCCAGAAGAGAUUCCUGCAGGCUGCCAAGGUCAACUCCAAGACAGAAAGCCUGGCCAUGUACCUGGCAGAGCUGACUCUGCAGGAGGGGGAGACAUUCCUGAAGUACGUCCCCUCCACCAUAGCUGCUGCUUCACUCUGCCUGGCACAGCACACGCUCAACAUGCAGCCAUGGACGCCGACCUUGAUGCACUACUCUGGGUACACGCUGGCUGACCUCCUCCCGUGUGUGCAGGACAUGCACCGUAGUUUCCAGGCUGCUCCAUCGUCACAGCAGCAAGCAGUCAGGGAGAAGUACAGGAGUCCCAAAUACCACGGUGUCUCUACAAUCCUCGCACCAGCAACCAUUCCUACGGCAUAACUAUGUGCAAUGCAUGGUGAAAUAAGUGUUGUACAUUUUGUGUAAAGACAAAGAUUCCUAUACCCUUUUAAGAACAUAACCUGCUCGACCCUAAAAUUUCGACAAACUUGUUCGCUGAAUGGAGACUAGAGAGCAUUUUAGAAAUGAUCACUGAGGAUGCAAAUUGCAAGUUUAUUUUUAGUAUGUGUAUGCCAAUAAAAUGUUUUUAACCAAAUGAUUUUAAGUUUUUAGUGUUUUAUGAUAGCAUUUAGUUUUUGUAUUGAGUGCAAUUGCGAUAAUCCAGGUUCAACAAACUUUUCGGUCACUGCCACUGAAAAUUUCCUUUCCAAACGUAUUAGAAACUUCAGUAACGUUUUAACUUUUUGCCAAGGAAUCUGUUAGAUACAGACAUUACCUAGGCAAUAUAGCAUUCAAUCAAUAUUGUACUUGAAAGAGUCAAAUGUAUAUACUUCAGUCUCAGAUUCCCUGUUUUACAUUGUGUAAGGAAAAUGGUGGUUGGUAUGCACAUUCUCUGGGAAUCUUUGACAUGAAUGUAAGAGUGGAAUGAACAUUGUGGCAGUGUUGCCAGCUGAAUCAUUGACCUUGCUAUGGUUACCACUGGCUGUGUCUUGUGUUAGCUUUCUUCCUGUCCUUUUGUGAAAUAAAGAUGAAUUCUGUUGUCAGUACAGGGUGCAGCCAUUGGUCAGCAUUGCAAGGACAUAUGCUUAGUUCUCCCUGUAAGGGGACAGACAUGUUAGGGAGGGAUGGCAUGUUAGAACCUGUUCUAGAUGAAGUGUCUGCUUUGUUACACUUACAGACAAUUCAUGGUAACAUCACAAAGUUACCACAGGUGUUCUAACAUAUCUGUUAAACUACAACAGCCUACAACACUGAUACUUAAGUUGCCGAAGACCUUUCAAUAGGGUAAUGUCACCAGAAACCCUUGUUGCUAUUUUUACAAUGCCUGUAGGUCAACCAGUUGUUUUAAAGGCAUAGUCCACCAGUCCUUGCAUGUCUGAAAUACUAAGCCAUCCCACAUUUGUCAAGGUGAAACUUGUAUAUCUGUAUAUAAUACCUGGUAUACCAUGCUUUUGCUCAUUGUACUCAGCAAACCAUUUCUGCACUGUAUCAUUUGUUUUAUGAUGUUGUAAUGUUACCAUGUACAUUUGUAACUUAGUUUUUUUAAUUAAAGUUUUUAUUAACACUA